AUGGCUAAUCCGCGAAGAACCUCGUAUUCCUCGAACCAGCUCCCGAUUUCGGACCCGAUCCCACAAUUCCAGUCCCAAACCCAUCAAUCGGCGGCGACCCUUUUCAAUUCCUUCAAGAUUUUCCUCAAAAAGCCUCACGCGUUCCCUUUUCUCCUCUCCGUUUUCCUUCUCCUCACGUGGGUCUCGCUUAGAUUCCAGCACCGUUACUCCAGUCCCGCGUUUCAACGGUCUUCGUACGAGAAAAAUGGAGGAGGGGCUUUGUAUUGUGCUUCUAUUCACGUGGGUGAGAUCCGACCUGGAAGCAUGAGGGGAAAUCAUAGACACCAUACUUGUAACGAGACGUUUGUUAUAUGGGGAGCUAAAACUGUGUUCAGGCUCGAAAACAAAUCAUUGGAGAGAGGCUACUCUGAGAUAACAAUCGGCCCGGAUGAAAUUGCGGUGGCCGCGAGUCCUAGAGGCACUGCACAUGCCUUGAUGAAUAUGGACACGAAAAGGACCACGUUUUUCUUAGGAUGUCAAGACAGCGUGAUAAAUUACAACGUAUCGACUACUGAUUCUAAUGUAUGGAAAGAUCUUUAG
Molecule: messenger RNA, 579 nt
Organism: Striga hermonthica
Lineage: Eukaryota; Viridiplantae; Streptophyta; Magnoliopsida; Lamiales; Orobanchaceae
Source: the annotation of a GenBank genome assembly